AUGAAGAAAAUCCGAGAAUCACAAGUUAUAAUACAAACUACUAUAGAUCAGCGUGCAAAACUGAUCUGUUAUGCCGCUUUAGUCUAUCACAAUCUCCAGCACUUAACCCAACCCCCCCCCCUGGCAGAAACUUUGACAGUGAACACUACUUUUGCCGGAGACCACAGUAUAAAGGUAAUUAGCUGGGCUAUUACAAUCUUUAUUGAGGUUUAUCUAUGCGUGAUAAAAGAAAACUCUAUAUUACGAAAAUAA
Bipolaris victoriae FI3 is the source of this 252-nucleotide messenger RNA. RefSeq lists its product as hypothetical. The record is from RefSeq and is a predicted model, not a curated record. Bases 1 to 252 code for a protein of 83 amino acids. Lineage: Eukaryota; Fungi; Ascomycota; Dothideomycetes; Pleosporales; Pleosporaceae. The transcript has a single exon.